GAUGGAGAGUGUGAAGAUGAGGACAUGGGGAGGGAUAGCAAAGGUUAUGGGGAUAGUGUUUUGUGCAGGAGGAGCAUUAACAAUAGCAUUUUUUAAGGGUCCAACAAUGAAACUUUUGAUGCAUCAUCAUCUAUUUAGCUAUCAUGGUCAAGUGCAAAACAGUGCUGCUUCUGGCAAUACAUGGAUCAAAGGUGUCUUCCUUAUGUUGCUUGCUAAUGCAUUAUGGGCUACAUGGCUUGUCAUGCAGAACCAAGUUCUCAAGAGUUACCCAUCAAAGCUACUAUGUACAACUCUACAAUGCUUCAUGAGUAGUAUUCAAUCAUUUGUUUUUGCCAUAGCUUUAGCAAGAGAUCCUUCUGAAUGGAGACUUGGAUGGAAUGUUAGACUCCUCUCUGUUGCCUAUUGUGGAAUAAUUGUGACUGGAGUUACAUUUUAUUUACAAGCUUGGGUUGUUGAAAAGAAAGGCCCAGUUUAUAUGGCUAUGACUACACCUUUGGCCUUAAUUUUUACAAUUGCUUCUUCUGCUGUGUUUUUUGGAGAGAUCAUUAGUUUGGGAAGCAUUUUAGGAGGGAUAUUGUUGGUUGGUGGUCUAUACUGUGUACUUUGGGGAAAAUCUAAAGAACAAAUUAUGAAAACUUCAAAUAUUGAAGAUAUUGAAAAGGCAGAGAAUGGAUCAAAGGAAGAAUCAAUCUUGGAGAAACAAUCCUCCACACCAAAUGCUCGAAUCCAACACGCUUGUUCUCCAACUUAAUCAGAAGUCUCAAAAAUUAAAAAUAAUAAUUAAUGUAUGUUCACUGGUUAAAAUAAUUUAUUGUUUGUUCGUAUAAAAUAAUUAUUAUUCGUAUCGUAUGUAUCUCACGCGCAAGAAAGAAUCCUUUUGGCAAGGAGGGGUUUAGGAGCUUCAAUCUCAUUGUUAACAAUUAGCAUAGUGUUUAGGAUAAUUCAUGAUCAGAUACUAAUUGAGUUUUAUGUUGUAUGUGGGAACUAGCUAUAUUAAUGUGACUAUUAAUAAAGGUUAGUAGUAAUCUAGUGUUAUUAUUAUUU
Solanum lycopersicum (tomato) is the source of this 1044-nucleotide messenger RNA. Lineage: Eukaryota; Viridiplantae; Streptophyta; Magnoliopsida; Solanales; Solanaceae. The record is from RefSeq and is a predicted model, not a curated record.